AUGAACAGCUUAAUAAUAGGAACUUACAUCCUUUGCAUAAAUAUGAUCACAAUACAUGCUGCUAUGAUGGCACAUAGUUUACGUACACUAAAAUAUUUAUCAGAUAAAGACAGUGGAUUUAUAAAUAGUGCCAAUCCAGUACCAACUAGGUAUAUGCACCUAAGCCAGAACAGUCAGAAUAUUAGAAAAAUAAAAAGAAAAUUAGAUAGUGCAGUAGAAAUGAAUAAAGAGGGCGUUGAACGUACUUCAAAUAAGGAGUCAGUAAAUAAUAAUGGGGUUGGGUGUACAUGUGGGACAUAA
Messenger RNA from Nematocida parisii ERTm1, 300 nucleotides. RefSeq lists its product as uncharacterized. Bases 1 to 300 code for a protein of 99 amino acids. The transcript has a single exon. The record is from RefSeq and is a predicted model, not a curated record. NCBI's taxonomy places the organism in Eukaryota, Fungi, Microsporidia.